AUGGACCCACACGGCCGCGCCUCAGGGGGCACCGGCGUGGCUGGCGUCUCCGCGGCCCGCGACCCUCCAGUUUGCGCCUCUGGCGCCGACUCCCGUUCUCUCCCUCCCGGCGGCGCGGCGUCGUCUUCCGCGCGUCUGUCUGCCGCAGAUGCGGCGCCGGCCUCCGCGUCGUCUGCCUUCUCAGCGGGGUUCUCCUCUGCGUCGCGACGCCCUGGUCCCUCGCCCGGCUCUGCGCCGCCGGCGGGCGUGCCGCUGCCGGCGUCUUCUGCGAGCGCGUUUUCUUCCCGGACAUUCGGCGUCGACGAGGGCCGCACCUCUGGUUCCGUUUUCAACUUGCUGCCGCCCUCUGCCUGCCGCGCCAUCUCCUUCUUCCUCGUCGCCGGUUUCUCGCUCGCGUCCGUAGCUUCCCUCGCGGUCUACUCGCACGUCGCCGUCCUGCAACUUGUUCUCUUCGGCGUCUCCCUCGCCUACUUCCUCGCCUUCCUCUCCCUCGCGUGGCAGGUGGAUGGUCUGAUUGGGCCGCGCGUGGGGCUGCUGCCCCUCGAUGAGCAUCUGCCGGUCCUAGAGCAGCGCGCCAGCGUCCCCGCCUCCCCCCACAUCAAAUUCCUCAUGAAGACCGUCUACCAAAUCGCCACACUCGCCUGCGGGCGCAAAAACAACGUCCUGCCGAGUCAGCUGGCGUACGGCGGGGCGGCGAUUUCGCUCUUCAACGCGGCGCUCAGCCUUGGAGCCCCGGGCCUGCCGCGGGCGCUGUGGCAGACUGCGUGCUUCGCCGUCCUCUACGUCGAGUACCUCGCGUUCCGGUACAUGGCGCGAGAGUUCCUUUCGUUUCAAUGGGACGUUCUGCUGUUGGAGACGGGCUUUAUCGCCGUGUUUGCCGCAUUGUGCGGAACCGCUGCGACGCCGUUUGCCGCCGGUGUGGCGGUGAUGUGCCUGCGCCUGCUGGCCGUGAAGCUGCUCUUCUGCUCUGGCAUCUGCAAAUUCGCGUCCGGCGACCCCAAAUGGAGCUCGUUCACGGCCAUGAACUACCAUUACUGGACUCAGCCGCUGCCUAACUUCGUCUCAUGGUUCGCCUACUGGGGAUCGCACAAGCGCGCGCAGACCGUCCUUGCAGUUGCGUUUGAGGUUCUCGGCCCUCUCCUCAUUCUGUUUGGCCGCUGGGGUCGCAUCGUGGCCUUGAUCUGCUUCAUCUUGACCAUGGUCGCGAUCUUCCUUACAGGGAACUACGGCUUUUUCAAUUUCCUCUCCUGCGUCGUGUGCCUCUCCCUGCUCGACGACUCGCUGCUCAUCUUCAACUUCACGGCCGUGCCCGAGGUCCCGUCGGUGCUUCAGCGCGCGACAGGAUCUCUGGCGGCGAUGUUCCUGGGCUGCGUUGCUCUGAGUUUCUACGCGCUGUUCAGCCUGACUACCGUCGCGCUUUUUCUCAAGCUGUGGCAGCGGCCCCUGUUGGAUCCGCCGGCACUGUGCGCCCGAAUUUACGGCGAACUCGCCCCGCUGCACGCCUGCAACGUAUACGGUUUGUUCGCGUCCGUGACGACUUCUCGGUACGAAGUGAUCAUUGAGGAACUCCACCUCGUGGAGGACACGACAGCCAGCCCGCCGACGACGCGAGAGACCUGGGUUGAGUUGGAUUUCCUCUACAAACCAGGCGACGUGGACAGGCGCCCACAGUGGCUGUGGUUCGGGCACAUGCCGCGGCUCGACUGGCGCCUCUGGUUCCUACCGCUGCGCCUCUCGCGCCUCAUCAGCCUCGCGAUGCGCGACGGCGCGGCGCCGGCGGCCGUCACUGCAGCGCUCCAGCAGGGAGCCGCGGGGCUCUAUCCGCCAUGGUGGUCUGUUCUGCUCGCGCGCAUCUGCCGCAGACAACCCGAAGUCUUGGCGCUCCUUGGGCCGCAACGAAACAUUGAUCUGGCGCGGGCGCCCCGUCCCCGCGGCCUGCGAGUCAGCUUGUUUGACUACCGCUUCCGGCCUCCGCCGAAUCAGCCUCUCUACGCCGCGUUUUUUCCCGAAGGCCUGCGUCCGCUGAGUCAGCAGGAAAUUCAUGAGAUGGAGGAGGAGCUGCAGAACUGGGAAGUCGGCAGCUGGUGGAUGCGGCGCCGGCAUCGAACCAUCGACCUCCUUUCCAUUCGCUCUUCGUCGAAAUCGGCCGAGGAGUCCCACAGUGCCAGUGCAAGCGAAGCGUUGGAUGACGAGCCCGCCGAGAUGCAUUCCUAA
This is a messenger RNA of Besnoitia besnoiti, 2214 nucleotides long. RefSeq lists its product as uncharacterized. Gene Ontology annotation, biological process: protein maturation. The record is from RefSeq and is a predicted model, not a curated record. NCBI's taxonomy places the organism in Eukaryota, Apicomplexa, Conoidasida, Eucoccidiorida, Sarcocystidae. The transcript has 16 exons. The coding region runs from base 1 to 2214 and encodes 737 amino acids. Gene Ontology annotation, cellular component: endoplasmic reticulum membrane.